AUGAACGUCAAGCAUUGCUGUAACUAUACCAAGGUGCGCUACGAAUGUAUCAAUGGCUACAAACUUAUAGAGGGAGACAGAACGCAUCAUUGCAAAGAUGGAAUAUUAUAUGGCAAACAGCCGAGAUGCGGAUUUCCAAAAGGUAAAGUACACGAAAAAAAAAACUGUCUGACAUUGAUGCUGAUAACAAUUGUUUCCUGGUAAUGAACGUUUUUAUUGUAAACGCUUUUCUCACAAUUAUUACUCUCACAACCUUCACUCUUCUUUCAAAUUACCAUGACCAUUAUCAUUAUCCAUUAUUGUUAUAGAUCGCCACCGCCAUUACACGUGUCAUCUCUUCCCACGUCAUCAUAUAUAUAGACGCCAAGCCUGGAGUUAUUUAUCCAGCGCUAUGCAUCGACUCUGAAGGGGAUAUUUAUAAUAAUAAUAAAUAAUAAAGUAUGUAGUUAAACACCGACGAGCGAAAUUUCGUAGCCCUUUUCAGCAAUAUGAUUUGUUGGCGCAACCUCUUCAUUUGCCAUCGAAAAACGCGCAAAACUGGACGCCCAAAUUGAGUCAUGUCCCAAAAUAGUGAAUAGCCAAGGCUUCCUAAUUACACGAACUCCUCAAAACGCGCGAACACUGAUGGCUCUUCAUUGAUUUGGUAAACAAGAGGAAUUGAUAACUGAAGAUCUCUACGGAUCAAUGCAAAUACCUACAAAAUAUAUCAUGUGAUUCUUUUUGCAGUUACAAGUUGUGGUAAUCCACAAACUAUCCGUCACGGCUACUUUGUUGGAUCUGAAUUCACUGUUGGUAGCACCGUGAGAUACAGGUGCGUCCACGGCUACAAACUGCAUGGUCCGGCGGUCAGUAAAUGCAAAAGACAUGGUUCAUGGACUCGGCGUCCAGUAUGUGUGGGUGAGUGUAGGUGAUGAUAUCGUUAACUAUUUCAUGGCUCAAAGCGGUUUUCUUGCAAGCUUUUUUAUUACUUGUUUUAUCAAUGACUUGCACAAUUUACUGUGAAUAUCAAAACUUGCAGGUAGAAAAGGAGGAACCUAAUAGGUAAUAGCGUUAAUAACCCUUAUGAUUAACAUUUACUAGUUUUAUAAGUGAUUUUACACCACGUAAUUUUAGACCACUGCCCUGCAGCUACGUUUAAUGAUAAAAAUUUUUGCAUGAUGCUCCCAAUUGGCGUUGAGAGACAGCCUUCCCGCAAGAGCUCCUCCUCAUCGCCAAGAAGGAAACAACGUUUUUAAAACGUUUUGCAGAAUAACACUCUCCUGGUUUAAGGAUUAUCGCACGUCUCAGCACCGCUGAUUCGUUGCCUUUUUUCUAGCCUGCAUAACAGGCGUUAUUUUUUUCGCGUAUUUCAAUCGUGAAAAAAGUGAAGGCAAGCGCGAGGCGAGUGAGGAGCGCCAGACAUACGCGACGGGAAAGGCGCAAAACAAUUAACUUCCCUAGUUCGUAUGUCAGCUGGCAUUUCUCGCUCGCUUCGAACUUGCCUUCGUUCGUCUCAAAUGAAAAACACAAAAACAUGACGCCUUGUAUGGAGGCUAUCCUUUUUUGGACUUUGCUGCCAAAAAAAAAUUGCUAAAGUUAAGUAAUAAUGCUAAUCUAAUUUCUCUGACUAAAUAUUUUAGAUAAAAGAGUUAUGAAUGUGAACGAAGCUACAGCUUUCAUUCGUCACAGUCUCUUGGAUAACAAAGUUCAACAUCAAUGCAACAAUGCUUCCUGCUUCAAAAAUGGUUUCAGAACACGCCGUUCGCUUGAUUUGGAUUACAAUGGAGGCCUUGAUGUGAUUUUCAUCGUGGAUGUAUCCAAUAGUGUCUCUAAGGAUGACUUUCAGAUUGGACUCAAGUUUGCCCAGGAGCUUAUCAGAGUUUUAGCUGCCACAGUAACGUAAGUGUCUCUUUGAUCAGUCAGCGCCGGGGUAUUAGCGACGCGCUAAUACAACCAGGUACCAAAAUCAUAACACGGUCAUGCAGAGCAGAUCAAAUAAGAUAAGAUAAUUAUAGGUGAGAUGAGAUGAGAUGAAAUGGGAUGGGAUGGGAUGGGAUGGAAUGGGGUGGAAUGGGGUGGGAUGGUAUGAGAUGGGAUAAGGUGAGAUUUGAUCAGAUCAAGGUAUGUAUUAUAAGAUUAACUUAAGAUAAUACAUGUGAAGGUAAAUGUGCUCCAAAACUCUGAUUUUUGACAAAUACAAACAUUUUAUUUUUAAUUUCAUGCUUACAGCCGAGGAGAUGUUCGCUUGGCAGUUGUUUCCUACAACAAUAAACCCGAAACAACUAUGAAUUUUGAAUCUCCUUCAGAGAGAGUAAUAAAAAAGAUUGGGUCGCUAAAGAAGCCUGGCGGCUGCGGGGCGUCUCUAGGAAGAGCCAUGUACAUGACGCGGCGCCGUUUAGUGCCGACUAUGCGAAAGAACAGCAAUAAAGCUAUGUUUAUAAUAAGCACUGGCACCUUAAACAUGGGAACAAGUCACCCCAGAGCAGCAAGGCUACUAGAAAGCGAACAGUCGUUUCAAGUUUUCUCCAUAGCGAUCGGUAAAAACCCCAACAAAAGAGUCUUGUCAACUGUGGCAUCUCAGCCAGAAAAGAGUCACUUGAUAUUUCUGAGGUAUUACGGUGACGUGUUUGAUGCUGUGCGACGAACAGUUACCUUGAAGCAAAGAGGUGAGAUCUUAUGCGUUUUUUUUUGCUACAGUGACAACCACCCUUCCCCCCCCCUUCCAUUGCGUUACAGUAAACGUUCAAAAAUAUAUAUUUUGCAAUGCAGUCGAACAUCAAUGUGCCACUUGGGGGACCUUUUUUCUCAUAUGGGUAAGCGGCCAAAUGCAAAUGUAACACUGAUUUUUCAUGUCUGCCACGGUGGCCCUUUCUCCUUCUUGCUCGUUUCUUGGUUCAUCAACGUCAGUCAUCGACUCUCAGUUUUUAAAGUAGCUUCAGUCAGUAAAUACAGUAAAUGCCAAUGGAGCUCUACCAAAGAUAAAGAGGACACGAUCUACAGAAAAUUUAUUUCCCUUUGUUUGUUUGUUUGAUUUUUCAGAUCCCGCAGAAUGCGGAGUCAGCGUUACUGAGCCAAGACAACGAAUUGUACGAGGCAACAAGGCGACAAGUGGUGUAUGGCCUUGGCAGAUCAAUAUAUACUGGGACGGUAGGCACUGCCGGCCGGCUGUCAUUAAUGCUUAGUCAGGUUUUAGCCGUACAUGAUCCAAUCCCCUGUAGAUUAUACGAAUGUGGCUACAAAGUUAUUUAUUUUAACUCUAUUUUGACAAUUUUACUUUCUUUCGUUUGUGUUUUUAAAGAAAAGAUAAAGAGUCCCUUACGUUCGGUUUAGCGACUCCAUUGACCCUACUAAGACUGCUCAACAGACGAAACUAAACUCUGCAACGCAGGCAAACGCAGGCUGUAUUCACCCUAACAGCUGGAAUUCAACUGGUAUUUUCCUCGUUCUCUUUAGGUGCGCAUGUCUGCAAGGGAGCCCUUAUUGACAAAGAAUGGGUCAUUACUGCCGCUCAUUGUUUUUAUUCCAAGACGUGGAGGCCUGUCGUUCGUCCAGCUUCAAGGUAAUUUACAAAGCUGGAUGCAGAGAGUUAAAUUCCAUAGUCGAGCACCCUAACUGUUAGGCCCUCAUACAAACAAUUAUCUUAAAACUCAAGUAGUUUAGGUUUAUCUUUGGAAAAUGAUUAAUUGGCUAUAACUUCGGCAAAGAUAUGGAGCGUAAUCCAGAUUUGUCACAUAUAAAGAACUCGUCGUCCUUAACAUUUUAAAGUAAAAAUACUGUGUCGAUAAGUCACGUUAUAUGUCACGUGAGCAUUUUGCUAAAAAUUCUAAAUAAUUGUCAAAUUGGUGGCGGGGUGCAAAAACAUUUUUCUUAUUCAUAUUAAAUAUUUCUAACACUUCACGUUUGGAAUGACCGUCCAUUGCAAUUCAAUGAAAAAAAAUAUGAGAGUAAACGUCAUUUUAAAUGCCUUAAUUUAAUCUUGAAUUAUUUAAAAUUUUAAUUUUAAACUUCGCCUACAUUUAUUCCAAACGUAGAAAGUUAGGUAUGUUUAUUCUCUAUCAGAAACACCAAUUUAUUUAUCCCAACAAAGGAAAUUCGCGAAUUUCCUUCAUUUUCAAUUUUUAGUCUCGUGACAUGUCACAUGACCAUAAUUAAACGUUAAAGCACAAGAAGACGUCAAGAUUUACAUUUGGGGAAAAUUCGAUUCAUUUUUCUCUAUACAAUUUAGCGAGAGAAAUUGCCAAUCAAUCAUAUGCUCCGAACCCACCUUGGACCCAAGGCCUUGAACUCCUUGAGAAGGUAAAAGAGAUUCAAUUCCCGCUCCAUCCGCAAGCAUCUCUCUGGAAUCCAGCUUUUAAUAUGCCUGAAACUUGCCUUUGUCCCUAGUAAAAUGAUUCAAACCUUAAAAACUGACAAAUUCAUUAAAACUUUAACCAUGACUUUAGUUAAGAACCAACCACACGUUUUUGUGUGCACCACAGUUAUUUAUCAAUGAGAGAAGGGCUAGCGUUCAAGAGGUCAUCCUUUGAAGACCAAGUUUUCCUCUCGAGAUUUCUACGCAUGCGUAGGGUGAAAACUUCAUAGUUGCAAUUGUUUGUCUUCACAGAUACACGAUAAAAGCGGGAGGACAUCAUCUGGGAGAUAGAAAGACCAGUCCGGAACAACUUAUUGAAGCUACUAAAAUUUUCAUUCACGACAACUACAAGCGCCGAAAUCAUGAAAAUGACAUCGCUCUCGUGAAGCUAAAUCGCAAAGUUAAACUUGGGAAGUAUGUCAGCCCGGUAUGCUUACCAGAAAAAGACAAGGAUUUGGCAAUACCUGGAAAACAUGGUUAUGUAGCGGGAUGGGGAGAAAAACAAACUCACAUGAAACAGGAAAGAAAGUCUUCAGGCAGACAAAGCCGCAAGAAGAGCCGGUCCAGAGUCACACUCCAUAUCGCGUUGUCCAUCUUGUCUAAAAAAGUCUGCAUAAACAGCACCAAGCAAGCAUUUAACAGCAGUUUGAUGUUUUGUGCUGGAGAAGGCGAAAAGAGUGGCCAGCAGCCCUGUCGGGGGGAUGGUGGGGGACCCUUUUUACGAGAUCGCUAUGAUUCAAGAUCCAGGAGGUAUCGUUGGACGGUGACGGGGCUAGUGAGUUGGGGCGAGGGUUGCGGAACAAAAGGGCGUUACAAUUUCUUCACUCGUGUUGAGCCAUAUUUUGAUUGGAUAACAGAAACUAUGAAUCCGCCAAAAAGAGGCGGACGAAGAUUACGAAGGCAGCGUAAGAGAAAUCGAAGGAACUAGCGUGAAAUCGGGAAAAAUAGCGCAAGUGAAAUAAAAAAAGAUACCCCCAGACAGCUGCACUAAUUUAAAGGAUGAAAUAUAUCUGGUGUUAAAUGGUUAAAUUUGGAAAAGAAGAAGACCAAGAGCUUCGUUUUGUAAGAUUCACGUCGUAACUUUGAAAGAGAGGGUUUUUGAGGUGGGUCGGCCCGAUCAUAACUUUCCAAUUUUUAUAAAUAAUAAAAAUACAAUCAAAUAUAUUAACUUGAAAAUAAAGUUCUCCCUUUUUUGUAAGGGAAGGAUUAAAAGAUAAAGAGCGAAUUCUAUUUGGAGAAGGUGGUUAAUCAAUUUUUAAGAAAUCCAGACGUUCAUGUUGCAUGUUUUCUACGGUUAUUGUAAUUCACAAUUCAUAUAGAUAUACACUGUACAUUGUUUCGGAUCUUAUUGAUUUUGAAUAUAUUUAAAUGAGGACCUCAAUCUGAGCCCCCAGAAAGGAUAUGAGUUGAUUUCCUGGUUUAAUAUUGUUUACUGGACUUUUGUUAACUUCAUUAUAUUUUUCAAAGUAAAAAGUAAAAACCGGGUCGAGCCACUUUAUGCCCAUACCAAGAGAAAGCUUAUGACUUACACUAGGAGGUAUAUUAAUAAUGGAAAUAAUAUAACACUGAAAAACGAACGUAUGUUUGAAACGUUUAACUGACACAACAGAAAUGUUCGGUAACUGUAUAUAAUUUCAUCCGCAUCUCUUUGCGAUUUUUAAACCACGUAUCUGAAAAGAACACUCGCUUUCUCGGUUAAGUUCGGGAUUACAUAAACGCAGAAUUUAUUUACACGUUGAUGUUUGAAAAAAAGCUUUAUUUUUCUCUUUUCUGUGUCUUUUUCUGAGUUCUGAGUUUUUUCAAGACUUGCUUUACUAGAAACACAUGUAACGAAAAAUAGCAGAAAAGAACAUUUUAUAUAUUGCGAGAAAUUUAAUAAGCCAGUUGUUUUGGAUGGAUGUCUAGUAUUCAGGAUAUGUAAUAAUGUAGUUCGAAUAGUGAAUAAAGUGCCCCGG
Messenger RNA from Porites lobata, 6285 nucleotides. NCBI's taxonomy places the organism in Eukaryota, Metazoa, Cnidaria, Anthozoa, Scleractinia, Poritidae. The record is from the annotation of a GenBank genome assembly.